GACUUUUCUUGAACGCAAGUAUUUGCUCAUAUUUUUAUCCACUGAAUGAAUUGAUAGGUAGAUUUUUUUUUAACUCUCUGUGUGAGAUUCUGUUUAUGUAAGAAACGAGGAAUUUAUAUUUGAAGCCCUUUACUACCAACUGGUGGAGCUAAUGCAGCAGCGCGUCGUUUAUGAAGAGCCACUAAAGCCGAAAAGAAGAGUGGCGUUUUCCGCAUUCCUCCUGCACCCUGCAGUCAGCUCGCAGCUCCGCUCCGGUUCGGGACCAGCACCAAGCACCGCCGCGCCGCUGGGUGGGAACUUCCCAUCAUACAUGGGAUCGUAGUCCUUUCAGCGGAACAUUGGAGCAGGAACAAACCGGGGGCUGAGACUUGGACAAAGAAGAUCCAUGUGAAAGCAAAUCAACAUGGCCCUGUUCAAGCCUGAGAAUGUGGAAGACUUCUAUGAGAUUGAGGAAGUUUUGGGGAGUGGGCACUUUGGUCAGGUUCGAAAAGUCUGUGAGAGGACAUCAAGGACUCACUGGGCUGGCAAGUUCCUAAAGAUUCGAAAAACGGCCUGCAGCCGUCUGGGUCUGGACAGGACCAGCGUGGAGCGAGAGGUGGAGAUACUACAGAUAUUACACCACCCAAAUAUUGUGGCCCUCAAAGACGUCUUUGAGAGUCGAUCAGAGGUGGUGCUCAUCCUGGAGCUUGUUAGUGGAGGAGAGUUGUUUGACUUCAUUGCUGAGAAGGAGAACCUAUUGGAAUGUGAGGCCAUUGAGUUUCUAAAGCAAAUCCUGGAAGGACUGAAGUUCAUGCACAAGAACAACAUUGUCCAUUUCGACUUAAAGCCUGAAAACAUCAUGUUGUCGGACAAAGGUUCCCCGCACCCCAACAUUAAGCUCAUUGACUUUGGCUUGGCUCACCGUUUUUGCCAAGGAGAGGAGUACAGAAGCACAAGUGGCACUCCCCAGUACAUUGCGCCUGAGAUGAUCAGCAACGAGCCUCUCAGCACAGCAGCAGACAUGUGGAGCAUUGGAGUAAUUACCUAUAUACUAUUGAGUGGUUUGUCUCCAUUCCAAGGUGAGACUGAUGAAGAGACUCUGAAGAACGUCAUUGCAACCAAUUAUCAGUUUAAUAAGCAUUACUUCAGCAUGACCAGCUCCAUGGCCAAAGAUUUCAUCAUGAAACUUUUGAUAAAAACCCCCAAUGAAAGAAUGACAGCUGAAGAAUGUCUUGUACAUCCAUGGAUAAAGCCCAUCACUCGCACACAGGCGGACAAAAGGAGCCGAUCUUCAAUCAAUAUGAGAAGCUUUAAGAAAUUUAACGCCAAAAGGAAAUGGAAGAUGUCUUACAACAUGGUGUUGAUGUGUAACCGGCUCGUCAGUCUGAGGCUACCAUGUAAGAGCAACUCCAAUCCAGAUCCACUGCAGGUGAGAAUUAAAACCUAUUCUAAAGUUUGAGUCCACUGAUCGGUCUGAUAACAGCUUUGUUGACAAUUUCUAAACUAUAAACUGAUCAAAUUCCAGUGAUGUGACAUUAGCAAGUUGUCA
Molecule: messenger RNA, 1528 nt
Organism: Poecilia latipinna (sailfin molly)
Lineage: Eukaryota; Metazoa; Chordata; Actinopteri; Cyprinodontiformes; Poeciliidae
Product: death-associated protein kinase 2
Exons: 12
Coding region: 404-1438 (344 amino acids)
Biological process (GO): positive regulation of apoptotic process; protein phosphorylation; intracellular signal transduction
Cellular component (GO): nucleus; cytoplasm
Molecular function (GO): protein serine/threonine kinase activity; ATP binding
Source: RefSeq, a predicted model, not a curated record